Molecule: messenger RNA, 606 nt
Organism: Ochotona curzoniae (black-lipped pika)
Lineage: Eukaryota; Metazoa; Chordata; Mammalia; Lagomorpha; Ochotonidae
Gene: TMEM217
Product: transmembrane protein 217
Exons: 1
Coding region: 1-606 (201 amino acids)
Source: RefSeq, a predicted model, not a curated record
AUGCCCCCCGAACAUUCUGUCUUCGCAGGAAGGUUGGGCGGGAAGCAGAAGCGUUGGUGUGGGAUGACGGCCAAGUUGGGCACCGUGCUGUCAGGCGUCUUCACCCUGCUGGCCGUGUACCUGUAUCUCAACUUCGAGCAGAAGCACCUGAGAGACAGCUACUGCCCUCUGAAAACCCAAACCCGUUACAACAGCACGGACGACGUCAUCAACAAGUUCAUCAUUUGUCACAGCCAGAUGAUCGUCUUCUACCUGUCCAUCAUCACCGUUGUCAUCAGCUGCUUCCUCCUCUACUCGGUGUAUGUGAAGCUCUACAAGGGCCUGAUGACCUACGUCAUCUGGAUCCUCUUCUACGAAAUCGUCAACAUCAUCGUCCAGGGACUCACCAACACGGGGUUGCACACCGCGGAGGUCCGAGUCCUGCGCUGGUUUGGCUUGGUGGCUCGCGUGGUCAUGCACUGCUUCUGGGCGUUCUACGUCAUCACCUAUGCUCACAUCAUCUACAAAGACCAUAGCCAGGGCAACAUCCUGACCUACAACAGGCGCAUCUCCAUGGGGAGCGGCGAUUUCUUACCACAGAAAUCAAAGAUCUUCAUCUACCGCUAG